This is a messenger RNA of Saccostrea cuccullata (small rock oyster), 807 nucleotides long. RefSeq lists its product as uncharacterized. The record is from RefSeq and is a predicted model, not a curated record. Lineage: Eukaryota; Metazoa; Mollusca; Bivalvia; Ostreida; Ostreidae. The transcript is spliced from 4 exons. The coding region runs from base 135 to 554 and encodes 139 amino acids.
CCUUUCGUGUGCCUCCACCCUCUGCGCAAGCGCGUUUAUUUGUUUAUACACGUACAUGUAUUACGUACUCCGUCAUUCGAUAUUUCUUCCUGUGAUAUUAAUUGGGCAAGUGUUGCAGAAAUCAGUUUCCGUACAUGGGAAGUGAAGUCUGGCAGAAACUAAAGGAGAACAUUGCUUUGCUGCAGCAGUCCAUUCACUUGCCCACCUUCUUAGACAAUUUGGGUAGGAGGGGUUUGAUUGAUCAGGAAACCGCCAACAGUCUGGUAGUUUUAAGUUGCGAGGAGGCAGUUCCCAAACUUCUAGAAACUUUAGAGUCUUCAAAUCCCUCCUGCACCAACGAAAUGUGUGACGCACUACAAGAAACUCAUCCAGAUAUUGCAGAAAAAGUAGGACUGGCUCCUCUACCAGCUGAAAAAGAUUGUAAAGAGCCAAGCGGUCACAGCCAUGUUGUGAAGUCGUAUCACGCUGUGUUGGCCAUCUCUACAGAGCCCCACAAACACAAGGAGGAUAACCAGCUUCAUCAUUCCAAGAACAAACACUCAGCCUUCAUGUAACAGGGAGAGUAAUAACCAGUGACGGCUCAAGAUGAUUACAGCGGGACUGAUAUUGUAUUGAAUCUCAGUGUAUUAUUUCAUUUUCCUGAAUCUGCAUAUCUAAAGGAAUCUCCUCUGUUUUACAUAACUUGUAAGACUAACCUGAACAAUUAUUCUGUUUAAAGAAUACAUCAACUUUUAAAAGUUUUCUUUUUGAGUAUUUUAUCAUUUUAUUAUUUAUUUAAACUUUAAAUAAAGUAAUUUUUAUUUAGAA